AAACGACUACUAGUCGCAACGGUUUCAGUGAUCAGUGGACAGUUAUACAAGUCAAUUCUAGUGCUUCUUCCAAUAACUUCAUACUGUUAAAGCGUUGUCCAGAAAAUUAUUGUGAUUUUGUUACUUUGAUAAUUAUUCGUUAUAUCUUUAAAAGUUAUUUCAUAAUUUACGUUACUUGUGGAAUACUUGUAGUAUGUGAAAUGUAAAGUGCACUGUGACAGUGAAGACAAAAUUUCGCCCCUAAAAGUUGGGCAACAAUAAAAAAGUGAUAGAAGAGUAGUUAAAUCUCGUAAUAUCUGGGUAAAUUGCGGUCCAUCUGCUUAAGAACGAAGAGGUGCUUAUAAGUUAUUGUUCGGUGCUUAUCAGUGACCUCCUGAUACGUUGCGCCCAAGAGAGCAUGUGUUUGUUUUGGCGCCAGCUGAACGAUUCAUCGAGGUAACCGGCAAAAAGCUGCACACUUAAGACUACAUAGAUUUGCUAUUGGAAGACUGACUCAACAGACUAGAGGUUAGCCUCUCGCCCAGUUUCGAACGUGCUAAACUAGUAAGAGGACCCCCAAAAGAUGUCUAGCAUUUCAAAUCAGUGAACCAAAAGAACAGCAUUAAAUCACUUCUUUCAGGACAUAAAGAAACAGAAAGUUCUUAUCAGUGAAUACAUUCUGGAAGUGUGAGUAAAAUUUAUUCUGUUGCAUAGAAAACAGUGCCCCCGAAACGUCUAUAGAGGAAACGAAAUGGCAACAUUACUCUAUACGAUCAUUGGCAUGACGGCCAGUGCAUCGCUGAACUGCGCCGUCCGACGGGAAAUCUCCCCAUGUACGUGUUCGCCUCAUGGCUUCUUCGCCAACACGAUCGAGGUCAAGUGCGAGCAGAUGGACUCUUUCCAUCAGGUGGUGGAUGCGCUGCAGAAUCGAUUCACCCCGGACUACAACAUUUGGUUGACAAUUUCCCACUCGCAACUACUGGACUUAGCAACGCGAACGUUUUACGAGAUGAAUAUGAGCAUCAAGACGCUGAAGAUGAACUACGAUAACUUAAGUCACUUACCGGUAUCGACGUUUCAGAAUCUACCAAGGUUAGAAUAUUUCAGCGUUGCGGAGAACCGUCUGGAGGAGAUUCCGCCGGAUAUGUUCCAACAUAUGCCAAAUGUUGGAACACUAGACUUCGCCAAAGGUACGCUACGCUACAUCAAUGGGAACACAUUUAAACAGCUGCAGAAUCUUCGACACUUGAUAGUGGCUUCUAAUCUAUUGCAACGAGUCGAUACUGACUCGCUACCACGAACAUUAAUAUCACUGCAUUACGGCCAUAACAACCUAACGUCGCUGAACGGUACACUGCGCCAUUUGGAUGAACUCAAGCUGUUAUUCGUGAACGAUAAUCAUUUGAUUUCACUUGAUGAUGAACUUCCACUGGCUUCUCCGAAUCUCAUGACUAUUUUUGCUCAAAAUAAUAAAAUCGAUCACCUUCCAGUUGAGAUUAAAUAUUUGAAGAAUCUAGAUUCACUGUUCAUUGAGGGUAAUCAAUUAACCACUUUCGAUGGACUUCUUUCGCGUUCGGCACAGCUCACCAAAUUGAUCGCUUUUGAUAACAAAAUCAAUCAGCUGAGAAAAGAUGAAUUCAAAGAAGCUGAACGGUUGGAGGAACUGCAACUGGCAGAGAACAAACUAACCAACUUGAAUGGCUCGUUACAAAACAUGAGAGGCCUAAUCAUGGCUAAUUUUAGUUUCAACUUGUUAAAUGAAUUCUCGCUGCAAGAAGUAGCUGGGUUGCGUAAACUGCGAAUUUUAGAUCUUUCGUACAACCGAAUAGAGAAACUUGUAGGCCGAAUGGAAAACCUUGUUGAUUCAGGUUCGAUCAUUUACGAGCUCCGGUUGCAGCACAAUUUGAUCAAAUCACUUGACGGUGCGUUGAUGGGAUUAAACAAUCUGAAGAUUUUGAACGUAGCUCACAACAUGCUGGAAGUCAUAACCCCCGACGAUCUGAUUGGUAUGGAAAAUUUGGAACAUUUGGAUUUGUCUUUCAAUAAGCUGAAAACGUUGGAAGAAUUAUCUAAGACCUUCCUUCCAUCGCUGCAAUCAUUGAACGCAUCGUAUAAUUUGCUCACCACAAUGGAAAAAGACUUCCACGGUUUACCGGUAUUGUGUACAGCUGACUUGUCCAACAAUAUGAUCCGAAUGUUAUCCGUUGACCUUGUGUCACAAACAAGAUGCAGCAACCACGGGGUACCGAACAAAUUGGAAAUUUUCCUCCAGGAAAAUCCUGUACUGUGCGACGAAUCCCUUCCGGAGUUGGUAUCCCAGAUGGAGUCCUAUCAUGCUCGGUUAAUCGGCAUAGCGCACUGCAUCGUUCCGCAGCAAAUUCCGAUCGAUUCACCCAUUUUUAUGCAGCCUGCGAUUCCGUUACUCAAACCCCUGCUAAAACCACAACUUCCAAUGGUACCUGCUCCAGUUAUGAUCCAACAACCAUCGAUUGUGCAAAUCUUGGUGCCUGCACCACUUGUCGUGCAAGCACCAGCAUUUAGCGAUGCUGCAGCUGGCGUCGUGCAGCCAAUUCCUUCAGUUCAAGGAAUUCAAGAUCUCCAGCAGCCACCGGUAGCAUCCCCACCCCAAAUCGCCCACCUCCCCCAACAGCAGCCCUACGAUGAAUUGAAGUAUGAUGCACAACCCGAAGCGGCAGCGGAAUCCGAAACCCUUGCACCCCCACCAGAGGACAAUGACAUUGCAAAAAUACCCACCCCCACAAGCACGACAAUGAAAACAAUUCUUGAAUUCAAGAACAUUAUUCAUAACACCUACUCGGCGUUACCUCCGGAAGUUCUUCCGCUUUCACUUGACAAAGCACAAGGACUAGCGACGGAACCAGAAGAACCACCGGAAGUACAGCAAGAUCAAAGCGUAGAUAUAAGUGAACAUUGAACAAAAAGAUGGUGAUUAUUAUCUCCUUUCCCCCUAUUACGUGAUAGAGAGUAGGUACUUGUUCGGAGUUAAAUUUCUGAAUAACAAUUUUUAAGAGAAAAAUAUCUACAGUUUUGAUUUUUCUAUAUGUAAAGGUAGAAAAAAAGUAGUGUUUGCUAGAAGUUGUUCUUGCAAUAUACGGAUCUUUGUGAUCAGAAAUUAAUAUCGUCCUUUUCGAUUAAGUUUACUUAUGAAAGAAAAGAAGCUAGUUUUCAAUCGAGAGCAUUGGAUAAAAGUUUAUAAAGAGUCCAAUAUAAAUGACAUAUGUUAAACACAAUGCACACUCCACCAUGAAUGUAACAGAUCAUAUUAGAAGACAACAACAUUUCGAACAUUCAGACAUGCAGAUAGUGUUUCGCUUAAUGUGAAAAGAUUAAAUAAAUUUGCGAUUUUAUAGCUUAGAUAUGUUGCAGAUCUGAGAACCUUGGUACGAAAAAUGAUGAGUACCACAUAUUAUUUUGCUUAGCCAUUGUUUUACAAAAUCCAGUAUCAGCAUCUGUGGAUAGUGAUUAGCUUCAACACAGACGGUAUGACAUGUUUAUAAAAAGGAAUAUAAUAGAGCAAUCUUGUUAGUUGAGACAUCUAGAAAGUAGGAUGCCAUCGUCUUAUAUAUGUGCCAUUUUACCUGUAAACUCACUUGUGUUUUGUAGCUAUCUUCUAGUUUUUAUUUUUGUUCGUUCUUUUUUUUUCUUGAAUGUAUUUAUUCACAGUAAUCAACAGUUAGGUAACGCCAUAGUUUAAUUUUGGAAAGAGCUCUCUUUUUCUCCUAUAAGCUUAUAUUAGAUGUACUACCUUGGAUUAAACAAAACAUGAUUACAUAUAAAACCAUUGUAAGGUAUUUAAAACUAUAUAAUGCAGUAUAAAUCACUGCAUAGAUCUGUGUUUUGAACUAAAUUGUUGCGCGUUGUAACAGGAAAAGCGCAGGUACAAUGCAAAAGAGUGCUGAUGAAUUGUAGUAAUACGGUGUAAAAAAUAAA
This is a messenger RNA of Sabethes cyaneus, 3930 nucleotides long. RefSeq names its product leucine-rich repeat protein SHOC-2 (gene ltl). The transcript has 4 exons. Gene Ontology annotation, cellular component: extracellular matrix. The coding region runs from base 731 to 2914 and encodes 727 amino acids. Gene Ontology annotation, molecular function: protein binding. The record is from RefSeq and is a predicted model, not a curated record. Lineage: Eukaryota; Metazoa; Arthropoda; Insecta; Diptera; Culicidae.